AUACUAUAGUAUAAUCUAACUGCACUGAUUGUAUGAAGACAAAUUUCCAACAAAGCAAUGUCCAUAUGCAGCAAGGAAGAAGGCCAAGUCCACGUUAGCAUUAUUAACCGCAUACAGACAAAGACUGAUCUGUGUGGUGCCUAAUUCAACAUGUUAUUUAUUCCAAGGACAAAGGAACAACUUACUCUUUAUCGCAACUUCAAACUGAUAACUGACUCAAGCAAACUUUUCUCCCACAUUCCGCUUAAUCAAUCCCGCUAUCCUGAUGGACCAUUUUCACAAGUUAUCAGAAGCUGAAGCAGUAAUAAAUACACCAAAGCAAGAAGAAAACGAGGAAGAAGUCGACCCUGAAAGAAGCAUGCUGCAUCGGCCUCUGCUCAAAGAAAAUCAAACACUUUCUUCAAACUCUAUAGCCGUAGUAGGAGUUGGAGCGAAGGUUUCUCACAUAGAGAGCUUGGACUAUGAGAUCAAUGAAAACGAUCUGUUUAAGCAAGACUGGAGAAGCAGAUCGAAAAAAGACAUACUGCAGUACAUCUUCUCCAAAUGGUUGCUGGCAUUCCUUAUUGGGCUGCUAACAGGGCUGAUAGCCACCCUCAUCAAUCUCGCGGUCGAAAAUAUUGCAGGAUACAAACUUCUAGUUGUCGUUGAAUACAUCGAGCAGAAAAGAUACCUAAUGGGAUUCGCAUAUAUUGCUGUGGCAAACCUUCUCCUAACUCUGGUGGCUACCGUUCUCUGUGUCUGUUUUGCACCUACAGCAGCAGGACCAGGAAUUCCUGAAAUAAAAGCUUAUCUCAAUGGAAUUGACACCCCCAAUAUGUUUGGGGCAGCACCAUUGUUUGUGAAGAUCAUUGGAAGCAUUGGAGCAGUUUCUGCUGGAUUAGAUCUUGGGAAAGAAGGUCCUCUGGUGCACAUUGGUUGCUGCAUUGCAUCCCUAUUGGGUCAAGGUGGUCCAGACAACUACCGCGUCAAAUGGCGUUGGCUAAGAUAUUUCAACAAUGACAGGGACAGACGUGAUCUAAUCACAUGCGGCUCUUCAGCUGGAGUCUGUGCUGCUUUCAGGUCCCCAGUUGGUGGUGUCCUAUUUGCUCUUGAGGAGGUGGCGACGUGGUGGAGAAGUGCUCUCCUUUGGAGAACCUUUUUCAGUACCGCUGUUGUGGUUGUAAUUCUUAGGGCAUUCAUAGAGUACUGCAAAUCUGGAAACUGCGGCUUAUUUGGGAGAGGAGGCUUGAUCAUGUUUGACGUGAGCGGUGUUUCUGUAACAUACCACCUAACCGACAUCAUCCCUGUUGUUGUCAUAGGAAUUCUUGGGGGUGUCUUGGGAAGCCUAUACAACCACUUUCUCCAUAAGGUCCUCAAGGUCUACAAUAUCAUAAAUGAGAAGGGAAAAUUGCCUAAACUUCUUCUCAGUCUGAGUGUAUCCCUUUUCACUUCUAUAUGCAUGUUCGGGCUUCCUUUUCUAGCAAAGUGCAGACCAUGUGAACCCGACCUACUGGAUAGGGGAUGUCCCACAACAGGUGGAACAGGAAACUUCAAAAAAUUCAACUGCCCAGCAGGCUACUACAAUGACCUAGCCACUCUUCUCAUUACCACCAAUGAUGAAGCUGUUCGGAACAUUUUCUCCAUAAACACUUCCGAUGAGUUCCAUAUUUUCUCUCUCACUCUCUUCUUCAUACUAUACUGUAUACUGGGACUUAUCACCUUUGGUAUUGCCGUCCCAUCUGGUCUCUUCCUCCCUAUCAUACUCAUGGGUUCUGCUUAUGGCCGUAUUCUAGGAAUUAUCAUGGAACCAUACACGAAAAUAGAUCAGGGCCUCUAUGCUGUUCUUGCAGCAGCCUCCCUUAUGGCUGGUUCCAUGAGAAUGACUGUUUCCCUGUGUGUCAUAUUCCUUGAGCUCACCAACAACCUUCUCUUGCUCCCCAUUACGAUGAUAGUUAUUCUAAUUGCUAAAACAGUGGGCGACUGCUUCAAUCCAAGCAUUUACGACAUAAUACUGGAACUAAAAGGACUACCUUUCUUGGACGCGCAUCCUGAGCCAUGGAUGAGGAAUAUUACAGUUGGUGAGCUCGCUGAUCACAAGCCAGCAGUAGUCACCCUAAGUGGAAUUGAGAAGGUUGGUCGAAUUGUGGAAGUACUAAAAAAUACCACACACAAUGGUUUCCCAGUCGUAGAUAUAGGAGUGGUUCCGCCAAUGGGGGCACCAAAUGAUGCGGCUGAACUCCAUGGCCUGGUCUUGAGAGCUCAUCUCAUUUUAGUGCUGAAGAAAAAGUGGUUCCUGCAAGAAAGAAGAAGAGCAGAAGAUUGCGAAGUGAGACAGAAUUUCACUUCCAUGGAAUUGGCUGAAAGGGGAGGCAAGAUUGAUGAGGUUAGAGUAACCAAGGAUGAAAUGGAGAUGUUUGUUGAUCUACAUCCCUUGACCAACACGACUCCAUACACGGUGGUCGAAAGCAUGUCAGUCGCCAAGGCAAUGGUGCUCUUCAGGCAAUUAGGGCUCCGCCACAUGCUUAUCAUACCCAAAUAUCAAGCAGCUGGGGUGCAUCCUCUGGUGGGAAUUUUGACAAGACAGGACUUGAGAGCCCACAACAUUUUGAGUGCAUUUCCUCAAUUGGAAAAGUCAGCUGGAAAUAAAAGGGGACAUUGAUCUUCAAGACUUCAACACAAUUGCUCAUUCACUUUCCAGAUACAUCAAAAUUCUUCUUUUAAUUUUCCCAUCAUUUUGUUGCAUAAUUCAUUCUAUAAUCCAUAUGCAUAGAAUAUUACAAAGGGGUGUAGAUUGUUUAUCACGAUACAAUUGUUAAUCGUACAUCAUUUAUAAUUCAUCACA
This is a messenger RNA of Salvia splendens (bonfire salvia), 2821 nucleotides long. RefSeq names its product chloride channel protein CLC-b. The transcript is spliced from 6 exons. The coding region runs from base 266 to 2638 and encodes 790 amino acids. Lineage: Eukaryota; Viridiplantae; Streptophyta; Magnoliopsida; Lamiales; Lamiaceae. Gene Ontology annotation, cellular component: plant-type vacuole membrane; intracellular membrane-bounded organelle. The record is from RefSeq and is a predicted model, not a curated record. Gene Ontology annotation, biological process: transmembrane transport; chloride transport. Gene Ontology annotation, molecular function: voltage-gated chloride channel activity; nitrate:proton symporter activity.